Molecule: messenger RNA, 1476 nt
Organism: Cynocephalus volans (Philippine flying lemur)
Lineage: Eukaryota; Metazoa; Chordata; Mammalia; Dermoptera; Cynocephalidae
Gene: MRM2
Product: mitochondrial rRNA methyltransferase 2
Exons: 3
Coding region: 45-785 (246 amino acids)
Biological process (GO): RNA methylation
Cellular component (GO): mitochondrion
Molecular function (GO): rRNA (uridine-2'-O-ribose)-methyltransferase activity
Source: RefSeq, a predicted model, not a curated record
CCGGGCACUUCCGGCAGCGCGGACGGGAGGCGCGGCGGGCAACUAUGGCUGGGUACUUGAAGUGGGUGUGUGCUUCCUUUCAGCGUCAAAGGUUCCACACUAUUGGGGGCCACCACAAAGGUCGGACAGGUGCUGAGCACCUGUGGCUAAUGCGGCAUUUAAAGGACCCCUUUGUGAAGGCUGCAAAGGUGGAGAGUUAUCGGUGUCGAAGCGCCUUCAAGCUUCUGGAGAUGAAUAAGAAGCAUCAGAUUCUGCAGCCUGGCCUUCGGGUAUUGGACUGUGGGGCAGCUCCUGGGGCAUGGAGUCAGGUGGCAGUGCAGAGGGUCAAUGCUGCAGGCACAGAUCCCAACUCUCCUGUUGGCUUUGUGCUUGGGGUAGAUCUUCUUCACAUAUUCCCCCUGGAAGGAGCAACUUUUCUGUGCCCUGCUGAUGUGACUGACCCAAGAACCUUUCAGAGAAUCCUAGAACUGCUUCCCGGCGGGAGAGCAGAUGUGAUUCUAAGUGACAUGGCACCCAAUGCCACAGGGAUCCGGGACCUUGACCAUGACAAGCUCAUCAGCCUGUGCUUGACCCUUCUGGACAUGGCCCCAGAUAUCCUGCACCUGGGGGGAACGUUCCUUUGUAAAACCUGGGCUGGAAGUCAAAGCCAUCGGUUACAGAAGAGACUGACAGAGGAAUUCCAGAGCAUGAGGACUGUAAAACCUGAAGCCAGCAGGAAAGAAUCAUCAGAGGUGUACCUCUUGGCCACAAAAUACCACAGAAGGAAUUGUGCUGUGAAGCAGUGAGCAUUUCUUCUGCCAUUUUCAUAGGGGUUCUUAGGUUGUUUUUAACUACCCGUGUAGCCUGAGCUCUUUCCUGAAGAGUAGCUGGGGAGAGCCAAGCUCUAAUCUGGGAGAUGCAGCAGGAUAAGUGGAGAAACUCUUUAAAAAAAAAAAAAAAAAAAAAACACCAAGAGGACAUGACAAAACUAUAUUCAAAGACCAUGAAAAAUGAUAAAAAAAAAUAGUCGUCUAUAUCAUAAUUUGUGAAAAGAAAGUUAUCAGGAGAGGGAGAUAAGUAAAGAUUGAAGGAUGAAGAGUCAGACUGAGGAAGGAAAAAAAGAAAUUUGCUGAGGCAGAAAUGGAUAUACCCACAUGGGCCUUUCUGUAACUUCCCUGUCUUAGACUGUUAGGAUAUUACAGAGAAACAGGUUUUCCACUGUUGCUUUAACAACAUAAUACCCAGGUUUCCAGUUGUUAUUUUGGCUGGAUAUAAAGUAGAAAAAUCAGAAAUUCCCAUCUGGGGGUUAAUUUCCAUUUCUCUGGUGUAUAAUCUGGAAAUGUAUCCAUUCUUCAGGCAGCAAGAGUUCCCAGAGCAGUUAGGGAAGACAUUUGGUAUGAAUUUAUGCACAGGGUGGGUGUGCUUUGCUUUUGUCGGAAAUAGAUAUUGCUGUAAUACUCCAGGCUCCCAAGACCAUAAAGGUAAUUGUGAAAGCAA